Messenger RNA from Chenopodium quinoa (quinoa), 1986 nucleotides. RefSeq names its product heat shock 70 kDa protein 18-like. Gene Ontology annotation, cellular component: cytoplasm. Gene Ontology annotation, biological process: protein refolding; cellular response to unfolded protein. The record is from RefSeq and is a predicted model, not a curated record. The transcript is spliced from 2 exons. The coding region runs from base 1 to 1857 and encodes 618 amino acids. NCBI's taxonomy places the organism in Eukaryota, Viridiplantae, Streptophyta, Magnoliopsida, Caryophyllales, Amaranthaceae. Gene Ontology annotation, molecular function: ATP hydrolysis activity; misfolded protein binding; heat shock protein binding.
AUGGUGGGGGAAGGUAGUAAAGAAUGGCCGGCAAUAGGAAUCGAUCUCGGGACGACAUACUCUUGUGUUGGAGUAUGGCAGCACAACCGUGUUGAAAUAAUAAUCAAUGAUCAAGGAAACAGAACAACACCGUCUUGUGUUGCUUUCAAUCAAGCUCAACGUCUUAUUGGCGAGGCUGCUAAAAAUCAGGCUACUUCUAAUCCUGUUAAUAGUGUUUUUGAUGCAAAGAGGCUUAUUGGCAGAAGAUUCACCGAUGAAGUAGUACAGAAUGACAUGAAACUCUGGCCUUUUAAGGUUAUUUCCGCGUCUGAAGAAAAUAAACCUGCUAUCGUAGUCACCUAUAAAGGCGAAGAAAAACAGUUUGCUGCAGAGGAGAUCUCUUCAAUGGUCUUGAUGAAGAUGAAACAGACUGCAGAGACCUACCUUGGCUCAGAAGUGAAAAAUGCUGUUAUCACUGUCCCUGCUUAUUUCAAUGAUUCCCAACGUCAGGCAACAAAAGAUGCGGGUACCAUUGCUGGACUCAAUGUCAUGCGCAUUAUCAAUGAACCAACAGCUGCUGCCAUUGCCUAUGGUCUUGACAAGAUGGCCACUAAUAUGAAACAGACAUCUAAGAAUGUGUUAGUUUUUGAUCUUGGUGGUGGGACAUUUGAUGUAUCUUUGGUUAGAAUUGGUAAACAGGCUUGUGAAGUGAAAGCAGUUAACGGAGACACCCAUUUAGGUGGUGAGGAUUUUGACAGUAGAAUGGUUGAUUACUUUGUGGCCGAGUUUAAGAGGAAACAUAACAAGGACAUUAGUGGAGAUCGCAGGGCUAUUGGGAGGUUGAGAUCUGCUUGUGAGAGGGCAAAAAGGAUGCUAUCAUCAGCUACCGAGACUAGUGUUGAUGUAGAUUGUCUCUACGAGGGUAUUGAUUUAUAUUCGACCAUCUCCCGAGCCAAGUUUGAAAGGUUGAACCUGGAUUUGUUUACCAAUUGUAUAAAUCCUGUUAAGAAAUGUUUGGAAGACGCCAAGAUGAAAAAGACUAAAGUUGAUGAUGUUGUUCUUGUUGGUGGGUCAACUAGGAUUCCGAAGGUUCAAGAAUUGUUGAAAGAUUUCUUCCAUGGGAAGGAGUUUUGCCAAAGCAUUAACCCAGAUGAGGCUGUUGCAUAUGGUGCUGCGGUUCAAGCUGCAAUGUUGAGCGGUGUACGUAACAAUAGGGACUUUACUCUAGUAGAUGUAACUCCUCUGUCCCUUGGACUCAGGUAUUAUAGUGGUAAAAUGGCCAUUUUCAUUCCAAGAAAUACUACCUUUCCAGUGAAAAAGUCAGGUAUUGUUUACAAUGCAGAUAACGAUACAACCGUUCAUUUUCGUGUAUUCGAAGGUGAGAGACCCAUCGCCUUCGACAACAACUUCUUAGGUAUGUUUGAACUGCACAAUAUCCCUCCAGGGCGGAAAGGUAAAGAAAAAUUUGAAGUCUGCUUUGAAAUCAACAAUGAUGGUAUCCUUACUGUGUCAGCGCAUCACAUAGGCACUAACAACAAAAAACAAUUAAGUAUUGCAAAUCACAGUUGUAGGUUAUCCAAAGAAGAGAUUGAUCGAAUGGUGGAGGAGGCCAACAAGUACAAGGUAGAGGACGAGGAACACAAAAAAGCUGUUGCAGCCAAGCUUGCAUUGCAGAAUUAUGCUGAAAGUAAGUGGGACAUGGUGGAAGUUUGCUGGAAUAAGUUUCGAGAGGAGAAUGCUAAGAAGAUGAAGGAUGCAAUUGACAAGACGAUCCAGUGGCUCGACUGGAAUCUCAAUCUCACUCGAGUCUCUGAAUACGAGGAAAAGUUGAAUGAGCUCAAGACCAUUCUCGACCCUUUGAUUGGAGACAUGCCUUGAUAAAGGUGCUGCUACCACCAGCUAGCUAGAGAUGCUAUUAUUGACCCCCACUCUAUUGAUAUAUAAUGCUUAAAAUGGUAUGUGCUCUAAAUUAUUAGCUCUGAUUUGUUAGAUUGUGAUGUCAAUUAC